UUGGUUGUUUUUAUUUACUCUUUGAUUUUCAUUUCUGAAGUUGAACUUUGAAGUGGUUUUGUGGUUUUUGUCCUAAUUAAAGCAAAAAACGAUAUUUUCGGCAAAAUUUUAAAUCAGAUUACACCGUGAUAGCUUUCUAUAUUGAUUUAACACCUUGAGAAUUGUUGGUCAAGAUGUCGGAGUCUGAACCACAAAACAAUGGCAACGUAGAACAAAGAACCAACGGUGAUGGCGAUGGCGAUCAAGGCGACGCAUGGGGUAGCCACGAUUCAUCUGCUGCACGGCCGUAUGGAAAAAUGCCUGUUGAUCGUAAUGCACCUUAUUAUAACAUGAAUCAUAAAUACCGCGGCAUGGCGAUCAUAUUCAACCACGAACAUUUUGAUAUACAUAGCCUGAAGUCACGCACUGGCACUAAUGUAGACAGUGACAAUUUGGCUAAAGUUCUUAAAAAUCUAGGAUUUAGAGUCACCGUUCUUCAUAACUUAAAAUCGGAAGAUAUAAAUCAUUACAUUCGGCAAACUGCCGACAUGGAUCACUCUGAUAAUGAUUGCUUGCUCGUUGCAGUACUAACACACGGUGAACUAGGCAUGUUAUAUGCUAAAGAUACACAUUACAAGCCUGAUAAUCUUUGGUAUUAUUUCACUGCAGACAAAUGCCCAACCCUUGCUGGUAAACCUAAACUUUUCUUUAUUCAAGCAUGCCAGGGUGACAAGUUGGAUGGUGGUAUAACAUUAACUAAUCGCACAGAAACUGAUGGCUCUUCUAGUGCUUCAUAUCGGAUUCCUGUUCAUGCUGAUUUCCUCAUAGUAUUUUCUACUGUACCAGGAUACUAUUCCUGGAGGAACACAACACGAGGGUCAUGGUUUAUGCAGGCUCUGUGUGAGGAGCUACGUUAUUCUGGCUCAGAAAGAGAUAUUCUCACUUUACUUACAUUUGUAUGUCAAAAAGUGGCUCUUGAUUUUGAAUCUAAUACUCCGGAUAUGCUGACCAUGCAUCAGCAGAAGCAAGUGCCCUGCAUCACCAGCAUGCUUACAAGAUUAUUAAUAUUUGGAAACAAGAAGUAAAGAAGAAUUAUUUCUAACAAGAUGUUAGUAUACUGAUGAUGAUAUUAGCAUGCAAAGGGAUAAUAUAAAAAUAUCAACUAGGAAACAUCCAUUCCUAUUUUAGCAAUUUAAUUAGCUGUUAUCUCCGUGGUCUUUAUUUGUUUUACCCUAAGUAAUUGAACCAAUAAUGUAACUAGAUUAAUUUUGUUUCCUUUAUGUUAUAGUUUGGUAAAUCUAUUUUAUUUUGAAUGUUAGUCUGGAAUCACAUAAUUAAAAUUGUUUUUUAACAAUUUUAGUAAUGUUCCUGCAUUUUUAGUUAUAUGAAUUUUGUUGUGGCAUUUCCUUUGUGAUAUAAGAAUCUUGAUUAUACAAUUAAGAAGAAGUACAGUGCAAUGCUUAAGUUGUACCAGUGGUAAAAAUAUGAAUUUAAAUUUAAAUGUGCUUUCUUGUUACUCACAAGCAUCUAAAUUUGAACUUAUUGUUAAGACACCAAAUUGUUAUUAAUUAAUUCACAAAGACAUUGCAAUUAAUUUAUGCUCAAAUUUGUAAUUUUAGAAUAUUAGCACAGUAGGGUUCUUGCAAAAAAUGUUAUUAUAAAAAAAGUACAGUACUUAAACAUUUCAACUAUAUAGUUUCUAUAUAGAAAUAUGAACAAAUAACUGUUUUCUUAAGUUUUUAUGAAUUAAUGUAAACUUUUUAUAAUAUGUAAUACAUAUCAAUGCAAACAUAGUCAUACCAAUAUUAUUUGCUUUUAUUUGCAAAACAAUAUUUACAGUAUUCAUAUUUAAUUGGGCAAUAAGAAAUAUGAAUUAUUUAGUUUGUACAUCUGGUAUGGUUUACAAUCUCAAUAAAUAUUAGAAUAUUAUAGCUGUAACUUUUAGAUUAUUUCAAACAUAACUAAACAGCACAAAACUGGUUGUGUUAAUGAGAAAAAAUAAAAUGGUGCAAUCUACUUUUAAACAUGAACCAUAUUUCAAAAUAUGUAGAACAAAAAACCAUUUACAUUUGCACUUUAUGAGUUAUUAUUUUAUAUCUGCAUAAUAUAAAUAUAUAAGUUAUGCCAAAUCCCACCACUUUUAUGUAUUUAAAAUCUCAGUUCUGAAACUCCUGAUCUGUUAGUUUUAAUACAUAGAAUAGUCUGUAUGUUUUGGUAUAUUUCUAAAAACAUUUUGCCCUAAGUGAUAUCAGAGAUUUGUUAUUUUUCCAAGGUUCAUUCUGUUACAUAAUAGUUUAGUCAAUCUUAAAAUUUUUAAUAAUUAGGUUUAGUGGUAAUAACUAACUGCCAUAUUAAUAAGAAUUACUUUGCCUUACAAUUUAAUAAUUUAUAGAAUAUGUUCAACUAAAUUUGUUUUGAUUAAAAGUCCAUUAUGAAUGUAGCGGUGUGGCCACCAGAGUUUGUGAUAAUGAUGUCGACUGAUUUUAUGUAUAGAGUUAAAAUAAUGUUUGAUAUGAAGAGUCUGCGAGAUCAGGCAAAGUAAAUAAGAUUGGACAUUAAGCCCUUUACACAUCUUUGAUUUUAACUGUUGUUUAAUAAUUCAGUAAAAACUAAAGGUGUGUUGUGGGAUCUACAAAGUAGUGCCUUGAUAAAUGUUUUAUGAUUUAAAUUAUUACAUACGUAAUUAUCAAUAAAAUUGAACGCAAUACUCUUCAUAGAUAUUCAGCAAUAAAAGAUAUUUGGUUCACAAAAUUAUUUUUUUAUAUCUUGUACGAGCAAUAAAAGUAACUUCCAAGUUCAAA
This is a messenger RNA of Papilio polytes (common Mormon), 2780 nucleotides long. RefSeq names its product caspase-1 (gene Caspase1). Gene Ontology annotation, cellular component: cytoplasm. The record is from RefSeq and is a predicted model, not a curated record. The transcript has a single exon. Gene Ontology annotation, biological process: apoptotic process; proteolysis. Lineage: Eukaryota; Metazoa; Arthropoda; Insecta; Lepidoptera; Papilionidae. The coding region runs from base 174 to 1064 and encodes 296 amino acids.